AGUGAGAAGCCCACUCGCCUCGUCGCCUAAUCACUUGGGUCUAUUCCCAUCUGCUCCACACAAUGGCUUUUUCCUCUUCUUCCUCCUCUCUCACGCUCUCCUUCCUCCUAUUAUGCUUCCUCGCCGCCGCUCCCCUGUUCCCCUGCAAUGCCUACCACCCUUACGGCCGCACUCGCCACCCUCGCUCCGCCGAAUCCCACAACUACAGAGAUGCCCUCACCAAGUCCAUCCUUUACUACGAGGGUCAAAGGUCCGGCCGACUCCCCUCUAACCAGAGAAUCACCUGGAGAAGGAACUCCGGCCUCUCCGACGGCUCCGCGGCGCGUGUGGAUUUGGUGGGAGGAUACUAUGAUGCAGGGGACAACGUGAAGUUCGGUUUCCCAAUGGCAUUCACAACCACAAUGCUGUCAUGGAGCGUCUUGGAGUUCGGCGGCCUGAUGAAAGGGGAGCUCCAGAACGCCAGGGAGGCAAUCCGGUGGGCCACAGACUACCUCCUCAAGGCCACUGCCUACCCGGACGUCAUAUACGUCCAGGUGGGGGACGCCAACAGGGACCACGCCUGCUGGGAGAGGCCGGAGGACAUGGACACUCCCAGGAGCGUGUUCAAGGUCGACAAGAACAACCCCGGGACGGAGGUCGCGGCCGAAACCGCCGCCGCUCUCGCCGCCGCAUCUCUGGUGUUCCGCAGGUGCGACCCUUCCUACUCCAAAACCCUCUCCCGCCGGGCCGUCCGGGUGUUUGCCUUCGCCAAUAAGUACAGAGGCUCCUACAGCAACGGGUUGAGGCAGUUUGUGUGCCCUUUCUACUGCUCAUUCUCCGGGUACGAAGACGAGCUGUUGUGGGGGGCGGCGUGGCUGCACAAAGCCACCAGGAACGCGGCGUACUUGAACUACAUUGAGCGCAACGGGCAGACCCUAGGGGCAGGGGAGACAGACAACACCUUCGGGUGGGACAACAAGCACGUGGGGGCAAGAAUCCUCCUCUCGAAAUCCUUCCUGGUACAGAGAAUCCAAACCCUCCACGACUACAAGGGCCACGCCGACAACUAUAUCUGCUCCCUCGUCCCUGGGACUCCGACCUCCCAAGCACAGUACACUCCGGCGGGGCUUCUCUUCAAGAUGAGCGACAGUAACAUGCAGUACGUCACCUCCACCGCCUUCCUCCUCCUCACCUACGCCAAGUACCUCACCUCCGCCCGUACAUUUGUCAACUGCGGCGGCGUGGUGGUCACUCCGAAGCACCUGAAGGGUGUUGCCAGGAGGCAGGUGGACUACCUGUUGGGGGACAACCCUCUGCGGAUGUCCUACAUGGUGGGGUACGGCACGAGAUACCCGCAGAGGAUCCACCACAGGGGAUCCUCCCUGCCGUCCGUGGCGGCGCACCCGGGGAAGAUCCAGUGUCGGGCGGGGUUCAGCGUGAUGAGUUCGGGCGCGCCGAAUCCGAACGUGCUUGUGGGGGCGGUGGUUGGCGGGCCGGACCAGCACGACAACUUCCCGGAUCAGCGGUCGGACUACGAGCAAUCUGAGCCGUCCACUUACAUCAACGCGCCACUUGUCGGAGCCCUGGCGUACCUGGCUCACUCCUAUGGACAGCUUUAACUUCACAGCUCAAGGUGGCUGGGGAUGUGUUUUCUUAAUUAGUUAAUUGUGUGUAUUUGGGGGUAUUAUCAUUAUUAAGUAUGGAGUCACUGAAUGAAAAUGUGCUUGCUUAAUUAGUAUGGCCUGAUCUUGUUCUUGUGUUAUUAGUAAAAUGGAGGGAACCUCUUUUAUCUGGGUAAAAAAAAAACUGUCUUUGUGAAUGUUUGGAGCCUACACCCAAAAUUGGCCAAAAUGAUACGGAGAGUAUAUGUGCUAUGUGCCCCAAAAUGAUGUUCCAACUUUGUUCCAUC
Molecule: messenger RNA, 1888 nt
Organism: Cuscuta campestris
Lineage: Eukaryota; Viridiplantae; Streptophyta; Magnoliopsida; Solanales; Convolvulaceae
Source: the annotation of a GenBank genome assembly